Messenger RNA from Lolium rigidum, 1551 nucleotides. RefSeq names its product endoglucanase 18-like. The transcript has 5 exons. Gene Ontology annotation, molecular function: hydrolase activity, hydrolyzing O-glycosyl compounds. The coding region runs from base 1 to 1551 and encodes 516 amino acids. Gene Ontology annotation, biological process: carbohydrate metabolic process. The record is from RefSeq and is a predicted model, not a curated record. NCBI's taxonomy places the organism in Eukaryota, Viridiplantae, Streptophyta, Magnoliopsida, Poales, Poaceae.
AUGGAGCGCUGCGUGCGGUGCUGCUGCUGCCUCCUGGUGCUGCUGCUCGUGGCGCUCGGCGUCACGGCCGUCGUCGUGUUCCUCCGCCACAGGAACGGCGGCGGGCCCGUCGUCCCCGGCGGCAUCGACCGCAAGUACGCCGAGGCCCUCGCCGUCGCCCUCCAGUUCUUCCAGGUCCAGAAAUCCGGGAAGCUGGUGAACAACAAGAUCCCGUGGAGGGGCGACUCGGCGGAGGACGACGGGCAGGAGGCCGGGCUGGACCUGUCCAAGGGGAUGUACGACGCCGGCGACCACAUCAAGUUCGGCUUCCCCAUGGCGUUCACGGCCACCAUGCUGUCGUGGUCCGUCCUCGAGUACGGCGGCGCCAUGCAAGCCGCCAAGCAGCGGGACGCCGCCCUGGACGCGCUGCGCUGGAUCAUGGAUUACCUCCUCAACGCGCACCCAUCCGCCGAUGUCCUCUACAUUCAGGUAGGCGACCCUGAAGCCGACCACAAGUGCUGGGAGAGGCCAGAAACCAUGUCCGAGAAGCGGCCGCUGACCAAGAUCACCGCCAAGUCCCCCGGCAGCGACGUGGCGGCCGAGACGGCGGCUGCCAUGGCCGCGGCGUCGCUGGUGUACAAGCCCAUCAACGGCAGCUACUCGUCGUCCCUGCUCGAGCACGCGGAGCAGCUCUUCGCCUUCGCCGACCGGCACAGGGGCGCCUACACGCGCACCUUCCCGGAGCUCAGCAAGUACUACAACUCCACCACGUACCAGGACGAGCUCCUGUGGGCGAGCGGCUGGCUCUACCACGCCACCGGGAACACCAGCUACCUCGCCUACGCCACCGGCAAGAACGGCGAGGAGUUCGCCGACCUCGGGAACCCCAGGUACUUCAGCUGGGACGACAAGCGGCCGGGCACGCAGGUUCUCCUGUCGAGGGCGAGCUUCUUUGCGUCGCAGGGGUCUGGUCUUGCCACGGACAAUGGCCUCGAGUCGUACAAGCAGACCGCCGAUGCCGUCAUGUGCAUUCUCCUGCCGGACUCUGAAACUGCCGCAUUCAGAACAGAAGGGGGGUUGCUGUAUGUCGCCGAGUGGAACUCGCUCCAGCACCCGGUGGCCUCGGCCUUCCUCGCCGCGGUUUACAGCGACUACAUGCUGACCUCGGGGAAGACGGAUCUCAGCUGCGGCGGGCAGAGCUUCGCGCCGGCCGACCUGCGCAAUUUCGCCCAGUCUCAGGCGGAUUACGUGUUGGGGGAGAACCCGAUGAAGCUGAGCUACCUGGUCGGGUACGGCGACAGCUACCCGCAGCGGGUGCACCACCGGGGCGCGUCGAUCCCGGCGGACGUCGACACGGGGUGCGGCGGCCAAGAGUGGCUCAACACGGCGGAGGCCAACCCGAACGUGGCCAUGGGCGCGCUCGUCGGAGGCCCCUUCAAGAACGACUCGUUCGUGGACGAGCGGGAGAACGUGAUGCAGAAUGAGGCCACCACGUACAACAGCGCCCUCGUCGUCGGCCUCCUCUCCAGCCUCCUCACCACCUCCUCCGUCGCGCAGUCCUUAUCGUCGUGA